UUGUCCACGUUUACAUUUUCUUGCAUGCGAUAUACCAGGUUUUUAUCAGUCCACGUAUUCCCAUGUCAAUUCAUAUCUGAAGGUGUUAGAUAAAGCUGGUCGUAAACCCUUAAUUUUUUUGAAAGGUGAUCCCAAAUCUCGAGAGAAUCUCUCUGCUGCUAGUUGGCUAAAAUUAAUUGACUUUGAUCAAUCAGUGAUCGCUAAUUACAAUGCUUAUGACGUCUUGCAUAAUUUAUGAAUAUAUUUCACCUGGGUAGCCUAUAUGCCGUUCACUCAUUCUUGUUAUUUUUAUAUGACUUGCUUGGCCUUUAUAUACAUUCAUUUCCUUUAAGCUAUUAUACCUUAUCUAUUAUGUCAUAGAACAAUCAACACUGUUUGGGAUUAUGAAUUUAAUACCUGUAUUGCUAUGAAUAUACAUAAAAACUCAUGAAAUUGUUACCAUUUAUAUCUUUUCAACUGCUGCCAAUAUUACAUCAAAUCUAGCUUCUAUACAUUUGUUCAUAUAAUUUUAUAGACUAUUAAUCUACUGCUGAAAUAUCUUCCUGGAAGCCCGAAAAAAAAAUAUGCUGCUGAAAUAUAAUUUAAAAAUAAAAAAAAUAGUUACCGGUAUAUUUCAUUUCCCAUAGUUAUAGCAUUAAACUUUCAGCCUGAAAACAAAAUAUGUUGAUAAGAUAUAAUUUUAAGAAUAAAGAAAAUUUCCCAUAGGUAAAUUAAAAGCAUAAACCCGGAUCAUUUAUUUGUUCUUAGGACUUAGGAGCAGAAUGAAUUGGAAGUGACAUCCUCGGUUAUAAAACAAUAUAUUGAAGCUUUUUGUCAUAUUUUUUUAUAUCGAGUAUGUGAUGGAUAAAUGAUUCAAUAGAUUUUUUAAAAUUGAAAUAUUGUCUAUAAUUCUGCGGAUCACAUCCGUUUUGGUCAGUAUUUAUGCUGGCCCCUUUACAGAUAAUGUUUCAAUAUAUAUAACCUACAAAUGCUUCUUUAUCAUAUAUUUAGAUUACCGGUACCCUGAAUUACAUAACUUGUACAAUCAAUCAACGCAGUCAUGGCAAUGAAUCCUGAAACAUACGAGGAAUUUCAGAGACAGAUAGAACUUCAGAAAGAAGAAAAUACUCUGGAAGAAGGCGGGGGUGCAAAGGUCAAAGUUGAUGAAGAUGGAACGGAGUAUGAGUGGGACGAAAAGAAAAAGGCUUGGUUUCCUAAAUUAAGUGUCGAAUUGAUGAUGAAAUAUCAAGAGAAUUAUGACGCUGGAACAGAAGUAGAUUCAUCACAUAAAUUCACUUCUUACACAGAUCCUGUAACCAAAGUAACUUUUCAUUUCAACUCUGAAACUUCAAAAUGGGAACCAGAACAUAAUGAAAAUGGAGAGCCUUGCAAAUAUACAGAUCCAAAUGGGGUUAUUUAUGUAUGGAACAGUGACCAAGGCAAAUGGGAUUUAGAACUUUCAAUAGAACUAAAUGGCGAUUCAACUAACAAAGACAGUAAUAAUGAGUCUACUAGUACAAACGAGUCGCAAAAUGAUAGUAAGACUGAACAUACAUAUACAGAUUCGAACACGGGAAUACUUUAUAAAUGGGAUUAUGAAAAACAACUUUGGGUUUCAGAGGAUGGUCAGGUUAUGUAUCCUUCUGGGCAUGGAAAUUUUACUACGACAUCAUACACUGAUCCUAAGACUGGAGUGAUUUACAAUUGGGAUGAAAAUAAACAAGAAUGGGUGGCAGAGAAAAAAGUUAAAAAUAAAAAAGAAAAUACAAAGAAAGACACCAAAAGGAAAGCGUCUGAUCCUACCUGGUUUAAAGUUACGGAAGAUAAAAACACAAAUGUUUAUGUUAGUGGCUUACCACCAGAUGUAAGUUUAGAAGAGUUUGGUUCUAUCAUGUCAAAGUGUGGAAUCAUAAUGCCAAAUCCUCAUACCGGUAAACCCAAACUGAAGUUGUAUAAAGACAAGGAGGGUAAUUUAAAAGGUGAUGGCUUAUGUUGUUAUUUAAAAAAAGAAUCGUUAGAUUUGGCAAUGCAAUUAUUAGAUGAUACUUUAGUGCGUGGGGGAUACAGAAUUCAUGUACAAAAAGCAAGUUUUGAACUCAAGGGAUCUUAUGAUCCAUCAAAAAAACCAAAAAUGCUGAGCAAAAAGGAAAAAGCACGACUUCACAAAGAACAAGAAAGGCUACUUGACUGGAAACUAGCAAGAAAAGACGCUGUAAAAAAAAGUGAAAGAGUACUAAUAUUUAAAAAUAUGUUCGAUCCUAAAGAAUUUGAAGAAGAUGCUGUACUUAUUACAGAAAUAAGAGACGAUCUUCGCAAAGAGUGCGAAAAAUUUGGGGAUGUGAAAAAGGUUCUUGUAUUUGAUCGCCAUCCUCAAGGAGUCUGUUCCGUUUCAUUUAAAGAUUUUGAUGAAGCUACAAAAUGUAGGGAUGCAAUGAAUGAAAGAUGGUUUGCAAAAAGAAAAAUUUCUGUUGAUCCGUGGGAUGGUGUUACGGACUAUCAAAUCGAAGAGACUGAUAAAGAAAGAGAAGUUCGAAUAAAAAACUGGGAGAAAUUUCUUGUUGAGGAUAAUAAAAAGGAAAAUAUGGAGGAAGGAGAAAAUUCCGAAGUGAAAAGUGAAGCUGAAUCAUGAGGUUGUAUAAUGUUCUUCGUUGAAUGAAAAUGUAACUUCACUUCGUCACAUAAGGGUAUGGAAGAUAGCUGAUAUAUGCUGCUUGAAAUAUUGUGUCGUAGUUCGAUCUGCUGACUCAAAUUGUUAAAGCAGCUGUUGUGACUGAUCAGUGAACUAUCAAUCUGGUUCAUUUCAAAACAUACCAUAAUCAUAUUUCAAAAGUUUGAAGGCCAUUGUUAUCUUUAUCAAAAUGCAAAGACAUUCAAGAUAUCAAUGUGACAUCUAUUUCGUGCAAAAUCACAUCAAUAUCCAUGUUGCAAAGUCUAUUCUAUGAAUUCUUUAUUGCCAAGUAAUUUAACAUAUUGAGUUAUUUCUUUGUGGAGAAAUUGUACAAAUUAAUCACAACUAGUAGAUUAACAUUUCUCAUUAUUCAUUUCUCACAAUCCUUCAAGUCAUUCGGUAAUGUAAUGUUUCAUACAGAUUUUCUUGUUUUUGUUUUUGAACUUUGUCACCUGGGUUGACUGUUCUUAAUGAAAUGGCUCUGCCUUUAUUAUCACCAGUGAUACGGUUACCUCUUGAGUAAAUCUGUUGCAAUUCUUUGAAAAUACAAUUGUCUACAUACAAAGUUUUUAGGCUAUUCAUUAUUGUUUGCUUAGAGCAAACAGCCAUAUUAUGGCUUUAUUGCUAGAGCACUAUAGUAUGAUGUAUAUUAUAGAUUCAAACAAACAACUUUGGCACAAUAAUUGAAAAAUAAUAUAUUGUUUUGAUAUUUAAUGAAAUAUACAUUAUGAAAUUUGAUUUUUGAAUACUAUUACCAGAAAUCUAUACUGCUUUAAAUUCAGAGAUGUUACUAUUAGAUUUAAUUUUUAGGUUGCGAUUUUGUUGUGUAUUUCUUUGGGUUCCAUUUUCAGAUACAAAUUACGACUGCAAUGUUAUGCUUGCUGAGUGGAUGAUGUGACCAUGGAUUUCAAAUAACUUUGCUCUGUAUUUAUGUGGAUAAUAUCACCGCAUUUUUGAUAAAGAUUACCGAAUAUAUGAAGUUGUCCCUUAAAACGAAAACGGUCCAGAAUAUUACUUUGGAAUAUUAUAAAUUGAAUUUCAAUUAUCCAUGUACUUCUUAUAUAAUUUCUUAAAUUUUUCUUCCAGA
Molecule: messenger RNA, 3734 nt
Organism: Styela clava
Lineage: Eukaryota; Metazoa; Chordata; Ascidiacea; Stolidobranchia; Styelidae
Product: 17S U2 SnRNP complex component HTATSF1-like
Biological process (GO): mRNA splicing, via spliceosome
Cellular component (GO): U2-type spliceosomal complex; U2 snRNP
Molecular function (GO): RNA binding
Source: RefSeq, a predicted model, not a curated record